Molecule: messenger RNA, 1727 nt
Organism: Spinacia oleracea (spinach)
Lineage: Eukaryota; Viridiplantae; Streptophyta; Magnoliopsida; Caryophyllales; Amaranthaceae
Product: AT-hook motif nuclear-localized protein 19-like
Exons: 1
Coding region: 438-1355 (305 amino acids)
Cellular component (GO): nucleus
Molecular function (GO): minor groove of adenine-thymine-rich DNA binding; DNA-binding transcription factor activity
Source: RefSeq, a predicted model, not a curated record
AUAACAAGCAUUCUUCUUGCUGCUCCUAUUUCUAAAACCAACACAAAUAUUUUAGGUUAUUACCAAAAAAAAAAAAGAGAGAGAGGGUGAGAAAAAAGAAAAGAAAAGAAACGCCAAAGUAAACUUGCUCUACCACCUGAUAAGCAGGAAGACUUUGCAACUGAUCCUAUGAUAUAUUUAUUUAUAUAUAUUUAAAGGGGUGGUAGAAGAACAAUAAAGAAAGAAAGAGAGAGGAAGUUAUUGAUGAUAAUGAUGAAGUUGUGUUUUUGAUGAUUUAAUGUAAGCUCAAGUUGUUGUUUUUGUUUUGAGUAGGUAGCUUAGUUUGUUUAGGUUGAUUCGAGGAAGAUCUAGUUGAAAAGUGAUUGAGUAUUGGAAGGAAAGUUGGGUGAGGCCGGGUUUUUGAUUGAUUGAAUAAUUUUGUGAUAGAUAGAAGAAAGAUGGCGAAUCCGUGGUGGACAGGUCAAGUCGGGUUACAAGGUAUGGAGUCAAGUUCAUCUGGGAUGAAGGGCAAACCAGAUCUAGGGAUUUCAAUGGGAGUUGAUCAUCACCACCUUCAUCAUGAUCAUCAGGCAGAAGAGGAUGAUAGAGAGAAUAGUGAUGAGCCGAGGGAAGGGGCGGUGGAAGCGCCUAAUAGACGUCCUCGUGGUCGUCCUCCCGGGUCUAAGAACAAGCCUAAGCCGCCUAUUUUUGUUACUCGUGAUAGUCCUAACGCACUCCGUUCGCAUGUUAUGGAGGUGGCGGGUGGAGCUGAUGUUGCUGAGAGUAUUGCUAACUUUGCCCGCCGACGUCAGCGAGGUGUCUGCGUACUCUCCGCCGCAGGCGCUGUCACUGGCGUUACCAUCCGCCAGCCCUCGGCGGGGCCAGCCGGGGCGACAGUAGUUGCCCUACAUGGUCGUUUUGAGAUCUUGUCUCUAACGGGAGCUUUUCUCCCUGGGCCCGCUCCGCCUGGCUCCACUGGCCUUACCGUCUACUUAGCCGGCGGCCAGGGCCAAGUAGUAGGUGGUAGUGUCGUGGGGCCACUUAUUGCUUCCGGACCUGUCAUGGUUAUCGCCGCCACGUUCUCCAACGCCACCUACGAGCGACUCCCGUUAGAGGAGCAAGAAGACGAACAACCCGGACAACUUACAGCUGGCGCAUCAGGAUCCCCACCAGGACAACACCAACAACCACAACAACAACAACAACAACAACAACAUGGUAUGGGAGGAGAUCCAUCUUCUGCCCUAGGAAUGUACAAUUUACCUCCUAACUUACUGCCAAACGGCGGGGGAGCAAGUGGUGGUGGAAGCGGUGGAGGACAACUUAAUCAUGAAGCUUAUGGAUGGAAUCAUGGCGGUCGCCCUCCUCCUUUUUAAAAAGGUCUACAAUUAAUGAUCACCUUCAAGACAUAGAUGUAUUGGUUAAUUCUCAGGUAAAUUAGUCAUCUCAAUGAUAUGAUGCACUAUUUGUAUGAUUUGGUGUUAAUUUGUAGUGAGAGAAAGAUAGAGACGAAGGAAUGAUAAAGAGGGUUUUUAGACAUGAAAAAAGGGAAAGGGUUCAUUAUGCUCUCUUGUUAAGUGGUGAUGAAUGAUGAUGAUUAUGGUGGGUUUUUUUAUUUCUGUAAAUUAAAAUGUUUCUCUAAAUCCUAGACUAGGGUUCAGCUUUUAAUUACAUGUUAUCUCACAAAAUAAUUUUUAAAAAUAUGUCUCUCCGUGUUUUUUAAUUUAAUUUGUUUUCCUUUUUGUAUG